CUGGCGUCCGCUAGGUCUCCGCUCAGGAUCCAGUCUGGGCGGCGUGGACCAGGCCCGGGCGGCAGUCACGGCGCCGGCGGAGGUGGCUGUGGCGUGAGACAGCAUGAGACCGUGACCAUGGACUUCUCCCGGCUCCACAUGUACACCCCUCCUCAGUGUGUGCCCGAGAACACUGGCUACACGUAUGCACUCAGUUCGAGUUAUUCUUCUGAUGCUCUGGCUUUUGAGACUGAGCACAGACUGGACCCCGUGUUCGAUUCCCCAAGAAUGUCCCGCCGCAGUUUGCGCCUGGUCACCACAGCAUGCGCCACUGAGGAUGGACAGGCUGGGGACGCGCACUCCUGUGCCAGUAGCACCACCUCCCUGAAGGACAGAGCCGCCAGAACAGCAAAGCAGCGCAGAAGUGCAAGCAAACCAGCAGUUAGUGUCAGCCACGCCUCAAGGCAGGCCCUGUCCUCAGCCAUGGUCCAGGGCGGCAUCGCCUCCAUGUCACCCAUGGCCUGUGAGCAGCCUCCCGUGCUGGAUGAGUCUCUGAUCCGAGAGCAAACCAAAGUGGACCACUUCUGGGGUCUUGACGAUGAUGGCGAUCUCAGAGGUGGAAAUAAAGCUGCCGCUCAGGGAAACGGGGAUCUGGCAGCAGAAGCCUUCCGGAGCAAUGGCUACACCUGCCGAGACUGCGCGCUGCUCUCGGAGCACAAGGCCACGCUCCCGGCCCGCCCCGCGCCCCGAGGACUGUCGUGGCAGGUGUGCUCCACGGACGGCAGUCAGAAACAUGAGUCUGCCUCUCGUAAAGGCGAUGCCUCUUUCCACCUGGAUAGGAUUUUGUGGCUGGCCAAGGACACUUCAUCAUCCUUGUCGUCAUUCUUAGUCCACCUUUUUCGAGUGGUUUUAAUGAAGCUCAAUUAUGAAUCAGGAAAAUACAAAUUGAAAAGUUACGAAUCAAAAAAUCGUGAAUCAAAAAGCUAUAAGUCAAAAAGCCAUGAAUCAAAAGCUCAUUCCGGUCACUGUGGGACAGUGGAUGUAGGAGGGCUUCUCAGAGAGGACGGCCGCCUCAGUGUAAAUGGGGAGUCCCUGUUUGAGAUUGAGCAGGUCUGCGUGGCAAACUGUCACAUUAACUGCUUGUCACCACCACCCACAGGCGAUGACUGUAAGGGAAGGAAGCUCCUUGAGACGCACACAGACAUCAGCGCGAGGUCCUCAAGGCCAGAAAGGGUGGCAGGGGCCAUUUGGUGCAUCUUUUCUUAUGCAGGUCACCUCUUGGUACAGAUGCUGCAGAGGAUUGGAGCUUCCGGAUGGUUUGUGUCGAAGACACUGCUGUCGAUUCUCUGGUUGGCCGCGGCUGCUCCAGGGAAGGCAGCCUCUGGAAUAUUCUGGUGGCUAGGCAUUGGAUGGUACCAGUUUGUUACUUUGAUUUCUUGGCUGAAUGUGUUUCUUCUUACAAGGUGCCUUCGUAACAUUUGCAAGUUUUUAAUCUUGUUCAUUCCAUUAUUACUUUUACUAGGUGCAGGUCUGUCCCUGUGGGGCCAGGGAGACUUCCUGUCAGGCUUCCCUGUGCUCAGCUGGACACGUGCACAUGGACCCCAGAGGGCGGAUGGCCCUACGGGCACGUUCGCACCUGAUGCCCCUCACCGCAGCCAGCCGCCAGAGGGUGGCAACGAGGCUUUCUCCCGGCAGCUGAUGAGUGAGGUGGAGAGGCAGGUUGCCUUGAUGUCUGGACGGUGUCACGGCCACGACCAGCAGCUCCGAGAACUGGCAGCGGUGCUUCAGAAAUUGCAGGCGAGGGUGGACCAGCUGGACGGCGACAGCCAAGGGACACUGUCCCUGACCGCCUCUGCGACCUUCCGCCUAGAGCAGGAAUCACGCAUCUCCCGCCUGGAGGAUGUUCUUGGAACGCUCGCAGAGAAAUUCGAGGCCAUCCAGAAGGAAUUACAACAGACCAGGCUGAGAACAGCUAGUGGGCUUGAGGAGGAGCAGCGCCUCCACUCCGAGGUGAAGCGUCUGGGGCUGGAGCUCGGUCGCCUGAGAUUGGAACUGUCCGAUGGGCCUCAUUCGAAAACCAGCUGCGAGGAGGUCAACGCGCUACACGGAAAGGUAGAUGCCCGAGUCAGAGAAACCAUCAGACUCCUGUUCUCCGACGAGCAAGGCGCUUCUCUUGAAUGGCUGCUACAGAAGCUUUCCUCUCGCUUCGUGAGCAAGGACGCUCUGCAGGUUGUGUUGCAGGACCUGGAGCUGCAGAUACUGAAGAACGUUACCCGCUACAUCUCUGUGACAAAGCAGGCCCCGGAUUCUGAAACAGUGCUGUCCGCUGUGCACGAGGCAGGGGUUUCUGGAAUCACAGAAGCGCAAGCGCAUGUCAUCGUGAACAACGCCCUGAAGCUCUACUCCCAGGAUAAGACUGGCAUGGUGGACUUCGCGCUGGAGUCCGGCGGCGGGAGCAUCCUCAGCACUCGCUGCUCCGAGACGUACGAGACCAAGACGGCACUCAUCAGCCUGUUCGGGAUCCCACUCUGGUAUUUCUCCCAGUCCCCUCGUGUCGUGAUCCAGCCUGACAUCUAUCCAGGCAACUGCUGGGCAUUCAAGGGCUCCCAGGGGUACCUUGUGGUGAGGCUGUCCAUGGAGAUCCGCCCAACCACCUUCACUCUGGAGCACAUACCGAAGACCCUGUCGCCUACAGGCAACAUCACCAGUGCUCCCAAGGACUUCGCUGUCUAUGGAUUGGAAAACGAGCACCAGGAGGAAGGGCGGCUCCUGGGACGGUUCACGUACGAUCAGGAUGGGGAGUCCCUGCAGAUGUUUCACACGCCGAAGAGACCGGAAAGAGCUUUCCAGAUAGUGGAACUUCGGGUUUUCUCCAACUGGGGGCAUCCAGAAUACACGUGUCUUUAUCGGUUCAGAGUCCACGGAGAACCCAUCGAGUAAAGCCCCUGCCGGCGGUUCCUGUACAGCUUGUAUAUACUGGGACAGCGUGACACACUGGACCGCUUCAUGAACCAGGGCACAGAGAGGAACAGGAGGCCAUCAUCCCUAAAUAAACGCUACCGACCGCCACUGGGAGUGGACCCCCGCCUGUUCUUCUGUCCACAGAAAACACUGCAUGUCGAAUGCGUAGCUUCACCGAGGUCUGCUUGCAACUGCCGAUCUCUGUGGAAAUUCAUUUGAAUGUGUGGUUCACAAAGACACGUAUGUUGUUUUGGGGAUUUGUUUUUGAACGUAAAGCUCUUGAUAUUUGUUAUUUUCUUGACAUCAGGAACAAAGCAAAUGAAAUUAAAAGGUCUUAGUGUUUGAAGCUUUGAUACGUAGCCUUUCACUGGCCCUUCUUAAGAACUUUUGGGGGCAGAUCGAUGUCACCUGUUCAGUCCAGCACACAUUUCUUUCAGGGAAAAACCACGUCACCAAGUUUCAGUUGUGAACUCCUUUCCUCCAGGGUAGGAUUUUCCCUUUACACCACACCAGGUGGGGAAAUUCCUACAAUGUGUUUCUCUUAGUCUGUUCCUACUUCUGCGAAAGAUUCUCAGCGUUAGGACCCGUAGGCUGAGGGGGGUCUCACGUGACGGGGUGGGGGUGGGGGUGGCGGUCUGGGUCUCAACGGACACAGCAGUUGAGCGCUCAGGUCUCCAGGAGGCUCAUCCUGUGGUGGCCGUCUCUGAGUCUGUGCGGCCUCAGCGCGACACAGGACACCCAGGCUCAUGGGUGGCGCCCGAGUCGAACACUGACGUGCUCUGUCUCUCCGAGUCCGAAAUGCUCCCUCUACUGAUGGUUAUCCAAGGGGACUGAGCAGGGCAGAAAAUUCACAAAACCAGUAGUUUCUGAUUAUACUUCUUCCCACGGCGCCACUUUCUUCCCGCCUCUAGCUGGGAUUUGCCUCUUACUAGGACUGUCGGCUGUUCUCAAUUCCUUGAGACUCAUUUUGUUUAUAGUUCAUAUUUAAUAUUUAGACUAUUUUACUGAGCAGACUUUAUAAAUGAGAUAUCUGCAAGGCACUUAAAGUGUUACAGAUGUUUUAAAAAUUAUUUAAGUUUUAUUGGGUUAAGACCGUUCUUUUGAUGUUCUCAUAAAUACUGUAUUUUCAGAAAAAGAAAAUGAUGGUGCUGACUGGUUUUCUGAAGAGUUUAUGUAUAUUGCACAACAGUCCUCAAAUACAGAAAAACUACACAAGUAGCAUUUUUUCACUCUUCUUAAAAUUGGGACUAAUUAAUGCCUAUGCAGUUAGUUCAGAUAAAAUGUAUACAGAUGUUUCAUAUAUUACAGGAUAAAUCUAUAAAUCAAGAUUUCCUAUAUAAAACUAAAUUUGGGAGCUGGGUGGAAGUAUUUUGAAUAUUAAUUUAUUUUUAAAGAUGCAAGAUAGGACUUUGUGCGCGGUAUUUUUGUAAAUGCUUUUCAAAACACUUGUCUUUGGUAGUGCUGCUUUUGCUGACACUGCCAAAUUGAUAAGAUGCUAUUGAAAUGUUUAAAUAAAGAGUUUAAAUUUUUAAAAGUG
Messenger RNA from Suricata suricatta (meerkat), 4477 nucleotides. It is a transcript of the gene SUN1, whose product is annotated as Sad1 and UNC84 domain containing 1. Gene Ontology annotation, cellular component: nuclear envelope; meiotic nuclear membrane microtubule tethering complex. NCBI's taxonomy places the organism in Eukaryota, Metazoa, Chordata, Mammalia, Carnivora, Herpestidae. The record is from RefSeq and is a predicted model, not a curated record. The coding region runs from base 118 to 2919 and encodes 933 amino acids. Gene Ontology annotation, molecular function: protein-membrane adaptor activity. The transcript is spliced from 23 exons. Gene Ontology annotation, biological process: nuclear envelope organization.